CUUUGUUUUAUUCUGAUGUCCGGAAAGAGCAAGAAAGAUUACAUCAGUGUGUUACAUGGCGUAAAGCAACUACUUCCAGAGGCCAUCGCUCUUAGCGAGUGCAUGGUAGAUUUCGAAGAAGCGAUGUGGAAAGCAAUUCGAGAUGUUUAUCCUGCUGUGAACAUUAAAGGGUGUGCGUUCCAUUGGAAGCAGGCAGUCUGGCGACACAACCAGUCUACUGGCUUGCAAAUAGCCUACAUGGAGGAUGAAGCAACAUUCAAGCUGCUUCGUAAAGUGAUGUCCCUCCCGUGUUUGCCAGUGGAAGUUAUUCCAGACAUGUUUACUAGACUUAGAAGACAGGCAACCACUGGAAGACUUGAGGAGGUAUUUCAGUAUAUCCAGAUGCAGUGGAUUGAAUCUGCAGUCAUGCCACCCUCCACAUGAUCCUGCUACAUGCAAAGUACAAGGACCAACAAUGAUGCGGAGGGCUGGCAUGCACGCCUCAACAGACGUGGUCAUCAGAAUCUAAAUUUUUAUUUACUGAUACAGUUACUACACCGUGAGGCAUCUCUACUAUUGACACAGGCUCGCUUGGUACAUGUAUCUGAAAGCAAAUUAAGAAAGAGACAGAAGAAAAUAUACAGAGUAAUGCAAGAACGUAUGUUCUUAUGGGAGGAGUUUCGUAUUGGAGACCGGUCAGCUGGAAAACUGUUAGCAGGAGUAGCAGCGAUAUAUGGGAACCCAGUGAUGCAUCGAUGAAGGCAAAAAUAAUAAAAUACAAUGAGAAAAAUACUCAAUACAGACAAAAUUUCGACCAUGCUUUUAAACUGAAAUAGAAACAC
Saccoglossus kowalevskii is the source of this 821-nucleotide messenger RNA. RefSeq lists its product as uncharacterized. The record is from RefSeq and is a predicted model, not a curated record. Lineage: Eukaryota; Metazoa; Hemichordata; Enteropneusta; Harrimaniidae.